Molecule: messenger RNA, 5529 nt
Organism: Rangifer tarandus platyrhynchus (Svalbard reindeer)
Lineage: Eukaryota; Metazoa; Chordata; Mammalia; Artiodactyla; Cervidae
Source: the annotation of a GenBank genome assembly
AUGGGAGCGGGAUCGGCGCGGGGGGCCCGAGGCACAGCGGCGGCGGCGGCGGCGGCGCAAGGGGGGGGGUUUCUCUGCACCUGGAUCUUAGUCUCGCUCGCCUGUCACCUGACCUCCACCCAAGGAGUUCCUGAAGAUGUGGACGUCCUCCAGCGGCUGGGCCUCAGCUGGACGAAGGCAGCGGGCGGCCGGAGCCCCCCGCCCCCGGGGGUCAUCCCGUUCCAGACGGGCUUCAUCUUCACGCAGCGGGCCCGGCUCCAGGCUCCCACGGCCGCUGUUGUCCCUGCCGCCCUGGGCACGGAGCUGGCGCUGGUGCUCAGCCUCUGCUCCCACCGGGUGAACCAUGCCUUCCUCUUCGCUGUCCGCAGCCGGAAGCGCAAGCUGCAGCUGGGCCUGCAGUUCCUCCCUGGCAAGACUGUGGUCCACCUGGGGCCCCGGCGCUCCGUGGCCUUCGACCUCGACGUCCAUGACGGGCGCUGGCACCACCUGGCCCUGGAGCUCCGUGGCCGCACAGUCACCCUGGUGACAGCCUGCGGGCAGCGCCGGGUGCCCAUCUUGCUGCCUUUCCACAGGGACCCAGCGCUCGACCCUGACGGCUUGUUCCUCUUUGGGAAGAUGAGCCCGCAGGCGGUCCAGUUCGAGGGGGCCCUGUGCCAGUUCAGUAUCUACCCCGUGGCGCAGGUCGCUCAUAAUUACUGUACCCACCUGAGAAAGCAGUGUGGACAGGCUGACACCUACCGGCCUCAGCUGGGACCCUUCUUCCCCCGAGACUCUGGCACACCCCUCAUCUUCCAGAGCGAUCCCGCCCAGCUGGGCCUGGAGAACCUGACCACUGCCAUGCCAGCCCUGGGGUCACGGCCGGCAGGCAGGGGGCCUGGGGUGACCGUGGUGCCUGCCAUGCCCAUCAAGCCCACGAGGACUAGCACCACAGGCCCGCCCCAGCCCAUCACAUCCCAUCCAACCUGGACCCCCCUGCCCUCCUCCAAGCUAUCAGCCAGUGAAGGGCCACCUCCCGUAUCCCCGGUCCCUCCCGCCAGCUCCCCCAGACCUGUCCAGCCAUUGCAGAAGAACACAGCCACCAAGACCCCCAAGAGUCACCCCGCCACACCGUCAGCCCUUUCUCCUUCAAUUGCCCCGGUCAGAAGCUCCUGCCCCACCCAGAAGACAGCUCUGCCUGCCUUCAUAAAGCCAGCCUCACCCACCAAGAAGCUGGUGCCACCUACUUCCCAGCCCAUUCCUGCCAAAGUCUCCCGUCCCACAGCAAAGCCGAUCCAGAGGAACUCCAGCAUGCCCAGAUUCCCGCCACCCAGUGCCCAGCCCCUACCUCCAGCUGCUGGCUCCUCUAAAAAGCCUUUGCCCCCAGUGGUCCGGGCUGAGGCCAAGAUGAGUAGUCGUGCCAGUGAGCCAGCUCCUGCCCGCACCAGCACACACAGACCUCCCCCACCCACAGUCCCGCCCUCAUCACCUGUCCCCAGUCCUAGCCCUCCCAGGACCGCUCGGCCACUGGCCACAGCGAUGCCUCCCACCCUUGCUCCUGGUUCAGCCUCCACUGGAAGCAAGAAACCCACUGGAUCAGAAGCCACAAAGAAAGCCAGACCCCGGAAGCCCGUCCCAUUCAGAUCCGGGAAGGCAGCCCGAGAUGUCUUGCUAAACGAUCCGACAAGGGAGUCCAGCCCCAGGCAGCCCCGGGCCAGGCAGCAGACCACCCCGGCCCAAGCGCUGGCCCCGGCGCGAUUCCUGUCCUCCAGCCCCCAGCCCAUGAGUACUGGCUAUUCGUUCUUCCACUUGGUGGGACCCACACCUUUCCUGCUGCUGAUCGGACCUCCGGGACCCAAGGGAGACUGUGGUUUGCCGGGUCCCCCUGGACUGCCUGGGCUUCCUGGACCCCCUGGUGCACGGGGUCCUCGGGGUCCUCCUGGGCCUUAUGGAAAUCCAGGCCUCCCUGGCCCCCCUGGAGCCAAAGGACAGAAAGGGGACCCCGGGCUCUCACCAGGAAAGGCCCACGAUGGGGCAAAGGGCACCAUGGGCUUGCCCGGGCUCACUGGGAAUCCAGGACCCCUUGGACGAAAGGGACAGAAGGGUUAUCCUGGACCGACGGGGCACCCCGGAGAACAGGGGCAGCCGGGACCCGAGGGUAGCCCAGGGGCCAAAGGUUACCCUGGCAGGCAGGGGCUGCCCGGACCCAUAGGAGACCCUGGGCCCAAAGGCAGCCGGGGCUACAUUGGACUCCCGGGGCUCUUCGGCCUGCCAGGGUCCGAUGGCGAGCGAGGCCUGCCUGGCGUUCCUGGCAAGAGGGGCAAGAUGGGUAGGCCGGGGUUUCCUGGAGACUUUGGGGAAAGAGGCCCUCCAGGACUGGAUGGAAACCCUGGAGAACUGGGCCUGCCAGGGCCCCCAGGAGUCCCCGGCCUCAUCGGCGACAUGGGAACAUUGGGUCCGAUUGGCUACCCAGGACCCAAGGGCAUGAAGGGACUGAUGGGAAACGUGGGGGAACCCGGACUGAAAGGUGAUAAGGGUGAACAAGGGCUUCCCGGUGUGUCAGGAGAUGCCGGAUUCCAAGGAGACAAGGGAAGCCAGGGCUUGCCAGGGUUCCCAGGUGCACGGGGGAAGCCAGGGCCUGUGGGCAAAGUUGGAGACAAAGGAUCCAUUGGGUUUCCUGGGCCCCCGGGACCUGAGGGAUUCCCUGGAGACAUUGGCCCCCCCGGGGACAACGGCCCAGAAGGCGUGAAGGGUAAGCCUGGAGCUCGAGGCCUGCCAGGACCCCGUGGGCAGCUGGGGCCCGAGGGAGAUGAGGGGCCCAUGGGGCCACCAGGGGCCCCUGGCUUGGAGGGUCAGCCCGGCAGGAAGGGGUUUCCUGGAAGACCUGGCCCAGAUGGCUUGAAGGGCGAGCCAGGCGAUCCUGGAAGGCCGGGGCCCGUGGGCGAGCAGGGACUUCUGGGAUUCAUUGGUCUGGUCGGAGAGCCAGGAAUCAUGGGAGAAAAGGGUGACCGGGGCAUGAUGGGACCCCCAGGCGCGCCCGGACCCAAGGGGUCGAUGGGCCAUCCUGGAACCCCAGGUUUGGUGGGAAGCCCUGGAGAGCCUGGACCUCUGGGUCCUCCAGGAUCUCGAGGCCCACCAGGCAUGCGGGGAGCAAAGGGACGCCGGGGACCCCGAGGACCGGACGGACCAGCUGGGGAGCAGGGGUCCAAGGGCCUGAAGGGCCCGCCAGGACCACAGGGCAGACUGGGCCAGCCCGGGCAGCAGGGCGUGGCUGGCGAGCGGGGCCACUUGGGCACGCGAGGCUUUCCUGGCCUCCCGGGUCCCUCUGGUCCCCCAGGCGCCAAAGGCCUCCCAGGAGAACCGGGCCCUCAGGGACCCCAGGGGCCAAUUGGCCCUCCAGGAGAGAUGGGACCCAAGGGACCACCAGGUGCAGUGGGAGAACCAGGCCUUCCUGGGGAAGCUGGCAUGAAGGGUGACCUUGGGCCUCUUGGCAUCCCUGGGGAGCAGGGCCUCAUUGGGCAGCGGGGAGAGCCAGGUCUCGAGGGCGACAGUGGCCCUGCAGGGCCUGACGGGCUGAAGGGGGACAGGGGUGACCCCGGGCCUGACGGUGAACGUGGCGAGAAGGGCCAAGAGGGACUGAAGGGCGAGGACGGGCCCCCCGGCCCUCCUGGCAUCACUGGCGUCCGGGGUCCUGAAGGAAAACCAGGGAAGCAAGGCGAGAAGGGCCGGACGGGAGCCAAGGGUGCCAAGGGCUACCAAGGACAGCUGGGUGAGAUGGGCGUCCCUGGAGAUCCUGGACCCCUUGGCACCCCAGGCCCUAAAGGGUCCCGGGGCAGCCUGGGACCAACGGGUGCUCCAGGACGGAUGGGGGCCCAAGGAGAGCCGGGACUGGCUGGUUACGACGGACACAAAGGCAUCAUGGGACCCCUCGGACCUCCUGGACCCAAGGGUGAAAAGGGGGAGCAGGGCGAGGAUGGCAAGGCUGAGGGGCCCCCCGGACCACCUGGAGAUCGGGGCCCCGUGGGUGAUCGAGGAGACCGUGGGGAACCAGGGGACCCUGGAUACCCUGGGCAGGAGGGUGUACAAGGCCUCCGUGGAAAUCCAGGCCAGCAGGGGCAACCCGGGCAUCCGGGACCCCGGGGACGGCCGGGCCCCAAAGGAUCGAAAGGGGAAGAGGGACCAAAGGGAAAGCAAGGCAAGGCUGGGGCGCCAGGACGGAGGGGGAUCCAGGGCCUGCAGGGGCUCCCGGGGCCUCGGGGCGUGGUGGGGAGACAGGGGCCCGAGGGUGUUGCUGGACCAGAUGGGCUUCCUGGCCGUGAUGGUCAAGCUGGACAGCAGGGGGAGCAAGGAGAUGACGGGGACCCCGGGCCCAUGGGCCCCGCUGGGAAGAGAGGAGAUCCAGGUGUGGCUGGCUUGCCUGGGGCACAGGGGCCCCCAGGAUUCAAGGGUGAAAGUGGGUUACCUGGGCAGAUGGGACCCCCUGGCAAACGAGGGACAGAAGGUGGAAUGGGGCUUCCUGGGAACCAGGGGGAGCCUGGAUCCAAAGGCCAGCCGGGUGACUCUGGCGAGAUGGGAUUCCCAGGAGUGGCUGGCCUCUUCGGACCCAAGGGGCCCCCAGGAGACCUCGGCUUCAAAGGCAUCCAGGGCCCUCGCGGGCCCCCUGGAUUGAUGGGAAAGGAAGGUAUCAUCGGGCCCCUAGGAAUCCUGGGGCCUUCGGGACGCCAGGGUCCAAAGGGCGACAAAGGCAGCCGAGGGGACUUGGGAUUGCAAGGUCCGAGGGGUCCUCCCGGUCCCAGAGGGCAGCCCGGCCCACCGGGUCCUCCAGGGAGCCCUAUCCACUUUCAACAAGACGACCUUGGGGCAGCUUUCCAGACGUGGAUGGACACAAGCAGCGCACUGAGAGCGGAGAGUUACAGCCAUCCGGACCGGCUGGUGCUGGACCAGGGAGGGGAGAUCUUUAAAACCUUACACUACCUCAGCAACCUCAUCCAGAGCAUUAAGACGCCCCUGGGCACCAAAGAGAACCCCGCCCGGGUCUGCCGGGACCUCAUGGACUGUGAGCAGAAGAUGGUGGAUGGUACCUACUGGGUGGAUCCGAACCUUGGCUGCUCAUCCGACACCAUCGAAGUUUCCUGCAACUUCACACAUGGUGGACAGACGUGUCUCAAGCCCAUCACGGCCUCCAAGGUGGAGUUUGCCAUCAGCCGGGUCCAGAUGAAUUUUCUGCACCUGCUAAGCUCUGAGGUGACGCAGCAGAUCACCAUCCACUGCCUUAACAUGACCGUGUGGCAGGAGGGCACCGGGCAGACCCCAGCUAAGCAGGCUGUGCGCUUCCGGGCCUGGAACGGGCAGAUUUUUGAGGCCGGGGGUCAGUUCAGUCCAGAAGUGUCCAUGGAUGGCUGCAAGAUCCAGGAUGGCCGCUGGCAUCAGACGCUCUUCACCUUCCGGACCCAGGACCCCCAGCAGCUGCCCAUUGUCGGCGUGGACAACCUCCCUCCUGCCUCAUCAGGGAAGCAGUACCGCCUCGAAGUUGGACCUGCGUGCUUCCUCUGA